Neltuma alba is the source of this 759-nucleotide messenger RNA. RefSeq lists its product as uncharacterized. The transcript has a single exon. Lineage: Eukaryota; Viridiplantae; Streptophyta; Magnoliopsida; Fabales; Fabaceae. The record is from RefSeq and is a predicted model, not a curated record. Gene Ontology annotation, cellular component: nucleoplasm; cytosol. Gene Ontology annotation, biological process: proteasome-mediated ubiquitin-dependent protein catabolic process. Gene Ontology annotation, molecular function: proteasome binding; polyubiquitin modification-dependent protein binding; ubiquitin binding. Bases 1 to 759 code for a protein of 252 amino acids.
AUGAGGGUUGUUAUCGCCACAAGAGCAGACCAAUUUUUCGUUGAAGUAGAGAGCCAAGAAAAAGUUAUCGAACUCAAAACUAAAAUAGAACAAAUCAUCGGUGUCCCAGUGGCUUCACAAAUGCUCACUGUAUCUGGGUGGGAGCUUGUAGAUGGGCUAGACAUGGAAGAUUACCCCAUAAUCACAGAUGGGACAAAAGUGGACCUCACAAUCAAGCCAGUCCUUCCACAUUUUUCCCAUUUUAAUAAAAUCCAAAUCACAGUGAAAUUUCCAGCAAGACAGUUCAUCGUAGAAGUGGACAGGACAGACACAGUUCGGAGUUUGAAGGAAAAGAUUCACAUCCUUGAUAACACGCCAAUCAAAAGAAUGUCACUUUUCUUUUCAGGUGUGGAAUUGGAUGAAGAUUUUAGAAACCUGAGUGAGUACGGCAUAGGUGAAUUUUCUGAGAUUAUUGUGUUUCUCAAGACUAUGAAUCGCUCGAGAGAUGAUCCUCCCACAAGGAAGCUAAGUCUGGUGGUACAAACUUCCUCUAGCUUACUGAAUGCAGCCACAAUUCCAGUGGAAAUGAGAGAUGCAAGUACUGUGAAUGAGUUAAAACAAUUGUUGCUGAGCAGAAAAAUUCUGCCACCUGAUGACUAUUUGUUCAUACACAGACAAAGAAUAAUGCGUGAUAGUUGUAGCCUUAGGUGGCAUGGGGUUGAAAAUGGAGACUUUCUCUAUGUCUUCAAAGGCACUGUUAGUCGCAGUGGCACUUUCUGA